UUUUAGAGCUGCAACAGGAGACUUUUCCAGGCCAGUGAAAUCUCAAAAUCCAAAGCUUUCAAUAUUUUUCCAUUCCUGUCAUCGUGAAUAGUGUUCCUAUAAUACGGUUCCCUGUAUACACUAUAGUAUCACUUCACUCACACUCUUCUUAGGGUUAGCUAGUUUCACAGAGGGAGAGCUUCAAUUUCUUGUGAAUUUGUGGUGAUUCUACUGUUCAGUCUCUGUAUUCUUUUUCGGAAAAAGAAGAACUUGGACCUAUUUCUGGAGAAAAUCCCACUGAGGGUGUGUCAUAUAGGUGAUUGAUUCUUGGGAAAUGGGUACUAUGAAUCCACAGCCACUGCAAGCACGGCCUUUCGAGGACGGAGAACUGCAACUGGUGCAGGUUCCCAUGCAGGUGGAUGGUGUCGAAGAUGGAUUGAAUGCUCAGUGUGUCAAUGGACGUCGUGACGAGGUCAGUGACGGGGUAGAAGAAGCUCGGGUGAGUUCUGGGUUAUCGGGGACAAAUGGUUGUGCUUUCAAGUCUCGAACCAGUGAACUCACCAUUUCAUUUGAAGGCGAGGUCUAUGUCUUCCCCGCUGUUACGCCGGAAAAGGUACAGGCCGUAUUGCUAUUGUUGGGAGGGUGUGAGAUGUCCAGCCCCUGUAGUGCCCCCAGCGCUGAUCUUUUGCUGCAACAGAACUAUCAGAACAUGAUGGAAAUUAACGAUACUUCCCGGGGUUCAAAGCUUUCACGGAGAUUUGCAUCCCUUGUUAGGUUUAGGGAAAAGCGAAAAGAGAGAUGUUUUGAGAAAAAAAUUCGAUACAGCUGCCGUAAAGAAGUUGCACAGAGGAUGCAUCGUAAGAAUGGACAGUUUGCAUCAUCAAAGGAAUGUGACAGUUCUGCUGCUGAAAACUGGGACUCUAGCAAUGGUGCUGCUUGUUCAGAAUCUAAUGAACGCAAAUGUCAGCAUUGUGGAACUAGUGAAAAGUCUACUCCAGCAAUGCGGCGAGGACCAGCUGGUCCAAGAUCUCUCUGCAAUGCUUGUGGGCUGAUGUGGGCAAAUAAGGGGACUCUGAGGGAUCUCAGCAAAACAGGAAAGGUCUCUUCUUUGGAACAAAAUGAACUGGAUACUUCAGCUGAAAGGAAGCCUUCCAUGACUACACCAGAAAAUUCUUGUCCUGAGCAGAAUGAGGAAGGAAGCCCCAAGGAGACAAAACCUGAGCUGUUGGAAUCUGGACAGUCACCCAAGGGGGCGAAUGGGCAGUAUACACUUGAAACUGCCGAAGCAGUUACUGACAAUUUAUCCAUUCAAGUGGAGAACCUUGAUGUUAAUCUGCAUGAACAGGAUACUCUUGAAGAUCUUGCUGAUGCAUCCGGAACGGAUUUUGAGAUUCCUACAGGUUUUGAUGAGCAGAUUGACAUUGAUGAUUCCAACUUGAAGACCUACUGGUUAUGAGGCGGAGAUAGUGCGAUGCGCCCUCUAUGAGUUUGCCCUGCACCCCAUGUGAGUUUUUCUUGAUGACGACAAUUGCGAGGUGCUGGUUCAGACUAACUUUGCUCUUCCAGAGAUGGCUUCUGUUUUAUAAUGACAAUUUCUGGAAGCGCCGUGGCAUAUGAUUGUAUACAUGCAGUUUUCUUGCACAUUAUAGUUUCUGUAUAUCCUCCCAUCUGUAUCGGAUUUAAUUAUUAUAAUGUGAAUAGUUCAGUUUUUGCCUGCAACUUCUUUUCUCUUCCAUUACUCUUAAUGAUGGUUUGACGUUUUCUUUGUGCCAAAAA
Messenger RNA from Neltuma alba, 1755 nucleotides. RefSeq names its product GATA transcription factor 19. The record is from RefSeq and is a predicted model, not a curated record. The coding region runs from base 314 to 1435 and encodes 373 amino acids. NCBI's taxonomy places the organism in Eukaryota, Viridiplantae, Streptophyta, Magnoliopsida, Fabales, Fabaceae. Gene Ontology annotation, biological process: regulation of DNA-templated transcription. The transcript has 11 exons. Gene Ontology annotation, molecular function: sequence-specific DNA binding; protein binding; zinc ion binding.